AUGUCCGCCCUGCUGAGAAUCCCUCUGCUCAUCUCUGCAACCCAUAGCUUCAACGUGGGUGUCACACCUCCCAAUCCUCCUCCAGCACCGUCCGAGCUGGUGAAUGAGAAGUGGCUGUCAAAGCUAGCACGUGCAGGGCCGUGGACGUACGCGGCCUGGUCCACGAUCGUCGCCCUCUGCGAGACGGCAGUGUUUCUGGUACAGAGCCGGCCUGAAUUGCCAUAUGCGGACGUUAUUUUGAAGAGCCUGAUGCCCUCGCGCGCACCUGCUUCUGCAUUGCGCAUCACGCCGCUGUUCCUCCUCGGAUGGGCGACCACGGUAGCGGGAGGUCUCGUGAGAGUUUGGUGCUACCGCACGCUUGGCCGCCUCUUCACCUUCGAGUUGACAAUUCGCAAGGAUCAUCGCCUUGUCACCGAGGGUCCCUACUCCAUCGUCCGCCACCCGAGCUACCUGGGCCUCAUGUUGGCCUUCAUAGGCUUCCAUAUCCUUCACCUUAGUCCCGGGUCAUGGCUGAGAGAGAGCGGAGUGUUGGAGACGACCGUCGGGAAGUGCAUUUUCUGGUCUUGGAUGGCGUUCGUCUUGACGAUGGUUCCCGGGGUGGUGAGCAGGAUGCCUGUGGAAGACCGCAUGAUGAAGAGGCAGUUCGGGGAACAAUGGGAGCAGUGGGUUCAGCGCGUCCCGUACAGGAUUGUUCCUUACUUGUAUUGA
Molecule: messenger RNA, 708 nt
Organism: Gloeophyllum trabeum ATCC 11539
Lineage: Eukaryota; Fungi; Basidiomycota; Agaricomycetes; Gloeophyllales; Gloeophyllaceae
Exons: 2
Coding region: 1-708 (235 amino acids)
Biological process (GO): C-terminal protein methylation
Cellular component (GO): membrane
Molecular function (GO): protein C-terminal S-isoprenylcysteine carboxyl O-methyltransferase activity
Source: RefSeq, a predicted model, not a curated record